Spodoptera littoralis (African cotton leafworm) is the source of this 744-nucleotide messenger RNA. Lineage: Eukaryota; Metazoa; Arthropoda; Insecta; Lepidoptera; Noctuidae. The record is from the annotation of a GenBank genome assembly.
AUGCUACGAAAAGUAGUGUUAGGUUCUGUUGGAGUGGCUACACUCAUACCGGCGGUUGGUGCUGCUACUCCCAUCAAGGAUGACCCACCAAGUCUUCAAAAGCCCCCUCUAAUGAAGCCCUCUGACCUGCCGGUUUACGAAACUCCACAUGCCGAUUAUGUUGAAAAGGUCAAGUCAAAGGGUGGUAAAGAUGAGGUUGGUUAUGUGAGGUCUGUGCUCUUGGCCCCUGUCCGUGCAGUACGUGAGCAGGUGCAGAUUGUUGUGGACCACACAGACCGUGCCAAACAUGCAAUACAAGAUCAAUACACUGAGCUGCAAGAUAAAACUGGUUGGAUCUUCAAAUAUCUUCGAGAAGAAGAGAACAAGCAGGUCCGAUAUGGUGCUGUGGCAAUGGGAGGUCUGACUGGUUUCAUAUUUGGUCUUAGAGGCGGGAUUAUCAGGCGGGUAUUUUACGCCAGUGCUACCACCACAGCUAUGGGGUAUGUGUGUUUCCCUGAAGAAACAAAAGACAUUAUGAAGAACAAUUCGGCCCUAGCUAAACAAUAUGUCAACAUUGCUUACAACUUCUUGUAUGGAGUGAAACCCGGUGAUCCUCAACUGGAGGUGAAUUUCCCUGAGCUGUCUUUCCCCAAAGACUUUUCCGAGUUCAUGGAUAUGACAGUAUCUUUGGCAUCAUCAGUGAAGCAGGCGGUAAUGCCUCCGCCUGCUAAAGAGGAAGCAAAACCUGACGAAAAAAAAGAAUAG